UCUUCUUCUGCUCCCUCUCAUUUUGCACCUUUUUUCCAGCCCUAAAUUAUGAGGCGGACCGACCAGCUAGCUCAGCUCUACGGCGAGAAGACCGCCGAGCGAAUCGCCAAGGCGCGACUCCUGGUCGUCGGCGCUGGCGGCAUUGGCUGCGAAUUGCUGAAGAAUCUGUGCAUGUCUGGUUCCUGUUCCAAGCGCAAGCACAUCAAGCGGCCCAAGGCCGAGGUGGCCGUACAGGCCAUCAGCGCCUUCAACCCAGGCAUCAAUGCACACGCGCAGCAGGCAAAUAUCACUGACCCGCAGUUCGACUUUGAUCUGGUCCUGAAUGCGCUGGACAACCUGGAGGCACGGCGCCAUGUGAACAUCCAGUGUUUGGCAGCAAAAGUCCCCCUGAUUGAAUCGGGCACUGCCGGGUACCUGGGCCACUCGACUGCAAAGCCCGUGGAGCAGAAGACCUUUCCUGUGUGUACCAUCCGGUCGACGCCAUCAUCGCCGAUCCACUGCAUUGUGUGGGCAAAGAGCUAUUUGUUUGCACAGCUGUUUGGCGAGCAAACCGACGAGAUCGAAAUGGACGAGGACGGCGAUAUGCAGGAGCUGGCACAGCUGCGUGAGGAGGCCCGUGCGCUGAAGCGCCUGAGCGAGGCCGUGGGCUGCCCGGACUUUGCCUGGCAGGUGUUCAACAAGGUGUUUGUGCAGGAUAUCGAGCGCCUGCUGAGCAUGGAGGACAUGUGGAAGAACCGCCGCCCGCCCACAGUCCUGAAUUACAAUGGCCUGGCGGCUGGCGCCUUGGACUCGCCCGACGAUCAAUCCCCGCCCAGCGCAACCGCGGCUCUGGAGAUGUUCAGGAGCAGCGCCGAGCGCCUGGCGUGCCGCGCUACGCAGCGCUCGGAGCGCACACUACUUAUGUUCGAUAAGGACGACCGGGAUGCGCUGGAGUUUGUUGCGGCUGCGGCGAACCUGCGCGCAUACGCCUUUGGGAUCCCGCCCACGUCGGUGUUUGCAGUGAAGGCAAUGGCCGGCAACAUCAUCCCGGCCAUAGCCACCACCAAUGCGAUUGUGGCCGGCAUGAUGGCACUGCAGGCCGUCAAUGUGGUGGAUCACCGGCUGCAGGACUGCUUCACUGUGUACCUGACGUACUCGUCGUCGCACGACCGCUACUACAUGAAGGAAAGGCUGCCGCCACCCAACCCGCGCUGCUCCGUGUGUCGCCGCCAUUACCUGACUAUGCGCUUGGCCGACCCAGCGCGCACAACACUGGCCGAUCUGCUGGCACGUGUGACGGACGGGAUAGGGACGUCGCAGGAUAUGCGGCUGGGCGAAGAUGUCUCAAUAGUCGAAGGCAGCCGGAUCCUGUACGACCCGGAUUUUGACGACAACGCCAGCAAAUCUUUUGAGGAGCUGGGCUUGGGCCCAGGCUCGAUGCUGACAUUGACUAGCGAGGAUGACGACGAUGCGAUUCCAGUCGUGAUCAGCAUUGCACGGCCCACAUAUAUAUCUUGUGCAAUCACCUUCGAGGGGUUUGAGGACUUUAGGGGUUUCCCACCGCUGGAACAGGCCGCCCCCGAGGAGUCCGAUGACGAGGAGAUCGUGGCAGUGGUGGAGGCCGACGACGACGUUGUUGUUAUAGAAGAGGAUGUGCUGACGAAGCCAGUGAAGCGAAAGAUGGAGGACGAGAGCCCUGAGGCUGCCAAGCGGCCAUCCCUCUAUGAUGUCAGAGAGCAACCUGCCAACAGCGAGAUUAUUGAUCUGGAUUAAAGCACAUAUGAAUGUAUGUGAGCAUUGGAU
Molecule: messenger RNA, 1782 nt
Organism: Linderina pennispora
Lineage: Eukaryota; Fungi; Kickxellomycota; Kickxellomycetes; Kickxellales; Kickxellaceae
Exons: 4
Coding region: 49-1752 (567 amino acids)
Biological process (GO): protein sumoylation
Cellular component (GO): cytoplasm; SUMO activating enzyme complex
Molecular function (GO): SUMO activating enzyme activity
Source: RefSeq, a predicted model, not a curated record